Molecule: messenger RNA, 5237 nt
Organism: Phyllostomus hastatus (greater spear-nosed bat)
Lineage: Eukaryota; Metazoa; Chordata; Mammalia; Chiroptera; Phyllostomidae
Product: zinc finger protein 211-like
Exons: 4
Coding region: 968-3487 (839 amino acids)
Biological process (GO): regulation of immune system process; regulation of cytokine production; negative regulation of transcription by RNA polymerase II
Molecular function (GO): DNA-binding transcription repressor activity, RNA polymerase II-specific; RNA polymerase II cis-regulatory region sequence-specific DNA binding
Source: RefSeq, a predicted model, not a curated record
GGCAGUGUGACCUUUGAUGACGUGGCCGUGUACUUCUCCUGGGAGGAAUGGGAUCUCCUUGAUGAGGCUCAGAGACGCCUGUACCAGGAUGUGAUGCUGGAGAACUUGGCACUUAUAACCUCCCCGGACUUUAGGAAGGCUUGUUGGAAAGACUACGUCCUGGAGUUUGAAAUGACCACCCUUCGCUUGUUUGACUGAGGAGCAGAUCCCCACCCCGCCGCCCAUGGUGGGUGUCAUUGCUAACUUUCUCUUGGUACCACUUGGCAAAUGCUCUGGUCCUCAGAGAGAACACUGUUCCUGCAACCCUCUGGAGCUCCCGGAACUACAUUACCCCUCACGUACACGCCGAAAUGAGUCGAUGACAGGUCAAUAGGAGGUAUUUCCUUGAGAAUGUAUUGCGUCGGGGCGGGACUUCCGGCGUUCUUUCCGUGGCGGGAUUUUUGUCUUCUCUCCGGCGGCUCACGUACCCGGUUAGAGGCUCCGAAACGGAGGGUCGAGGUCGAGGUGUCAGGACCGAGUAAGCGCGAGAGUCAUUGUUACCGCCGCGCAGACGCGUGUGCGAGGCUCUUCGACGUCGCCUGGGUGACCCGCACGAGACCUGGACAAGGAUGAGGGUGCCAGUGCCACAGUCGUCCUGCCCCACCCACCCUCGGCUCCCGGCCCGGCUCCGCCCACGGAGUCCCUUAGCGGGCCUCGGGGUCCUCCCCACUCACCCCACCGAGCGCUGCAGCCCGGGAGCGGGCAGCCUGUCACGUCCUGCAGCCGAGGCCCCAGCGUCCCAAACUGUGAGGAGCUCGUGGGUGACACAGGGUCUGAUGGGGGUUGCAGAGCUUGAUGGUCUGAGGACCACGUGUGAAGAUGUUCAGAUGUUCAGAUGUUAAUGGGCCGCUGAUCCGACAGCAGGUCUUUAUUAUUUUCUUUAGGGGCAAGAAGGAGCAGGCCCAGAGUCAAGUUCCAGAGGUGGGCCAUGUGUCUUGGAGGUAAUGAAAGGUUUGAAUUGGGGGAGGAUGGUGGCCUUUUUGAGGCGCUAGCAGAGCAGAAGAACGGUGGGGGAAGGGAAGAGGAGCACAGGAGGCAAUUACCACUCUCGCCUGCUUCCGGGUUCAUGGACCACAGCCUUGGCAGUUCACAGGAGGGGAAUGCAGGUUGUGCCAAUGCUGCUGGUUGCUGUUGUGGAGCAAAGGAUGUGGAGGCACCAUCUGAACAGAGCAUUCCUGUAGGAGUGUCACAGACCAGAACUCCAGAGGAACCUCCAUCUUCCCAGAAGACCCAUCCUUGUGAGAUAUGUGGUUCGGUAUUGAGACACAUCUUCCACUUGACUGAAAACCAGGAAACACUACACAGCCUGAAACUGUUGAGAUGUGGGUCAUGUGCAAAACAAUUUGAUUUCAGUGCAAACUGUCAGCAGUACCAGGAGCAUCGCACAGGAGAAAAACUCUUUAUAAGUGAUGUGAACAGAGCCUCGUUUGCAAAGAGCUGCAAUUUCCCUAAGUCACAGAAGCCCAUUACCUGUGAGGAGGUUGGGAAAGACUGCAUGACCACCUCAGGACAUCUCCAGCAACAGGCGACUCACACCAGAGAGAAGCCAAACAAAAUCUCCAAAAAUAAAGUGUCUUUUCAAAGCAUAAAAAGUAGUCGUACUUGGGAAGAACGCAAGAAAGCCCUUAGUCCGAAAAACACACUUGUUCAGGAUUCAGGUGUGCACACUAAAAGACAGUGUUUUACGUGCCAUGAGUGUGGGAAAACAUUCAGGUACAAAUCUUCAUUUGUUAUUCACCAGAGAGUCCACACUGAUGACAAAAUUCGUGUUUGUGAAGACUGUGGAAAAUCCUUUAGGGGAAGCUUAACCUUCAGUCAACACCGAAGAAUUCAUUCUGGGGCAAGGCAGCACAAGUGUGGCAAAUGUGGGAAAUCCUUUAACCAAAAAUUCGUCCUCAUUUAUCCUCAGAGAAGUCACACUGGAGAAAGUUGUUAUGUGUGUUGUGAGUGUGCGCCAUCUUUCAGGCAUAGCUCUGUUCAUAUUCAACAACAGACAGUUGAUACUGGAGAAAUGAGUUUUGAGUGCACUGAAUGUGGGAAAUUCUUUAAACGAAAAUCUGACCUCAUUGAACAUGGCAGAGUUCACACAGGAGAAAGGCCUUAUGAGUGUGAUGAAUGUGGGAAAUCUUUUACUUCUAGCUCUGCUCUCCGUUAUCAUGAGAGAGUUCACACUGGAGAAAAACCCUAUAAAUGUAGUGAAUGUGGGAAAUCCUUUACCUCUAGCUCUGGCCUCCGUUACCAUCAGAGAGUUCAUACAGGAGAAAGGCCAUAUGAGUGUAGUGAUUGUGGAAAAUCUUUUACUCAAAUAAAUCACCUCAUUAUACACCGAAGAGUUCACACAGGAGAAAGACCUUAUGAGUGCAGUGAAUGUGGGAAGUCCUUUAGCCACAAAUCUUACCUCUCCCAACACCAGAGAGUUCACACUGGAGAAAGGCCUUUUGAGUGUAGUGAAUGUGGGAAAUCUUUUACCUCUGGCUCUGCCCUCUGUUAUCAUCAGAGAGUUCACUCUGGAGAAAAACCCUAUGAAUGCACCGAAUGUGGGAAAUCUUUUACCAAUGGUCCGAUACUCAUUCGACAUCGUAGAGUUCACACAGGAGAAAGGCCUUAUGAGUGCAGUGAAUGUGGGAAAUCAUUUACCCAAAGAAAUCACCUCAAUAUACAUCAGAGAGUUCACACAGGAGAGCGGCCUUAUGAAUGUCGUGAAUGUGGAAAAUGUUUUACUUCUGGCUCUGCCCUUCGUUAUCAUCAGAAAGUUCAUAUUGGAGAAAGGCCUUAUGAGUGCAGUGAGUGUGAGAAAUCUUUUACCUCUAGUUCUGCCCUCCGUUGUCAUCAGCGAGUUCACACAGGAGAAAGGCCUUUUGACUGCAGUGAAUGUGGAAAAUCUUUUAGGGAUAGUUCCCAGUUGAAUCAACAUCAGAGAGUUCACACUGGAGAAAAACCUUAUGAAUGUGCUGAUUGUGGGAGAUCCUUUAGUCAGAAUUCAUACCUCUCUAAACACAGGAGAGUUCACACAGGAGAAAGACCUUAUGAGUGUAAUGAAUGUGGAAAAUCUUUUACUUCUGUCUCUGCCCUUGGUUAUCAUCAGAGAGUUCACACAGGAGAAAGGCCUUACAAGUGCAGUGAGUGUGAGAAAUCUUUUACAAAUAGCUCGAUACUUAUUAGACACCGGAGAGUUCACACAGGAGAAAGGCCCCAUGAGUGCAGUGAAUGUGGGAAAUCCUUUACCCAAAGAAUUCACCUCAUUAUUCACCAGAGGGUUCACACAGGAGAAAGGCCGUAUGAAUGCAAUGAAUGUGGGAAAUCUUUUACUUCUCGUUCCACACUCCAUUAUCAUCAGAGAGUUCACACGGGAGAAAGGCCUUAUGAUUGUAGUGAAUGUGGCAAAUCUUUUAGCAGAAAAUCUAACCUUUCUCAGCACAUGAGAGUUCACAAUGGAGGAAGGCCUUAGAUGUGUAUAAAAUGUACAGGGGUUUUUUUGUUGUUCAGUGUUAACUACACAGGAGGAAACUCUGAGGCCCUGUUUGUCUUAAUUAUACUCAUGCAUCCAAACAUCAAUGGAAGGGAGGUUCCCCAUAAGUUCUUGUCAUGUGGGAACCAUGUGUAUCUGUGUUGCACUUUUUAAUUGACACAGAUCUUUUGCAGAUUUACAUCACUCAAAAUUUCUCUGGUUGAAGCUAUUUUACUUGUAUUACCUUGCAGGUCCCCACAGUUUUCAUCAGUCACUGUCCUAAUGUCCUCAGGGAAGCUAACUCUGUUCUCUGAUUUGUUGGAGGGAUUUAGGAGUAGCCUCAGCCCUUAGGAGAUCUGCAUUUCCUUUACUCUGACUAGUUGGGGCAUGGACCUGACCCAUUGUUGACCACGGAAAACAUCAUCUGAGUUCAGCGGGCAGCUUGAGAAGGACUGUUUUCUUCAGGGACCUGGUUUCCCUAGACACCUGUGAUGAAUAUGUUCAGUGUUGAAGUCACCAAUGCAAGAACUGCCAGGUCCAUGUCUCUUUGGUUUGUAAAAUAAUGAAUGUCUUAUUUUUUAAGUGCCCUUUAAUCUUGAGUAUUGUAUUUUUGUGUGGGGUUUAUAAGCAGAUGUGGGCUCUACAAGCAUGAAGAGGUGAGCAACCUUUAUGGGGGUCUCAAAGUUUCUCUGCCUCAGAUUGGGUGAUAUGGUCGCAGCAAUUAGGUCACCAUUUUUUACCAAAUUUGUAUUAUUGCCCAUGUCCUCUUAGGAAAGACUGCAGGGCUUCCUGGUCACGUGAAGCCAGGAUGCUAUAAGUUCGAGGAGACUCAAAAAUCACCUGAGGAAGAGCAUUUGUGAAAAAAAGUUCUUCGAGUAGCAUGAAUUUACCUGGUUCACAGGGUAUGUCAGUACUUUUGAAGGGAAUCACUUUCAAAGGUCUUAAAAUGAGCCAUGUGCCCUGUUACCUACAAUACCAUAGGUGGUAGUCACUUGAUUGUAGGACAGUAGAAGUUAUGGGAAGUUAUGGUUGCUAGAGAAUCACUAUUCUAGUAGGGGUUGGAGGAGACUGCAGCCAACUAGAUGGAAUGUGCCUCUUGGAAACAUGUAUCAAGAAGUGUAUUUGUGAAAAAGAUAGCGGGAGUGGUGAGUUCACAAAUCUGAGACUCUCCCAACUUAUUUGUCUUCUGUGGCCCAAGUCAUUUUCAUUGAAAAUAAUCAAAAGAUUUUGUGAAUUUCUGUAGGGCCUCAGAUGUUCACCUCAAGACAGUUGGUGCCCAGGCAGGAAAUCAAAGGUAAAGAAAAGGGGUAUGUAUAGUCCAGGGAUGUGGCUUUUGUGACCCAGUCAGCAUUCCUGGUUUGCUAUAUUCUGUCAUUGUUUGCUCUAUGUGCUGUCACUAAGGCAAGACUGACCACUAGAGGGCAUGAGCACAUGAAUUGAAUAUAGUUGCCAACCCUAUUUUUUAAAAAGUUGGAUACACAAUUUUCUUUUUUAUCUUGAGCAAUUUUUUAAAAGCUUUAGUAUGGUAUAAUACACAUGUACUAAAUGAUAUAUUUCAAGUAUAGUAUCUGAUGAAGUUUGACCUAUGUAUUAAAAUGAAACCAUCACCACAGCCAUAAUGCUGACCAUAUCUGUCACUGUGUAUUUUUUUUCAUAUCUUUUUUAAUAAAGAUUUUACUUAUUUAAAUUUUUUUUAGAGAGAGGGGAAGGGAGGGACCUAAAGAGGAAGAGGAACAUCCAUUGGUUGCCU